Euleptes europaea (tarantolino) is the source of this 1148-nucleotide messenger RNA. RefSeq names its product beta-1,4-galactosyltransferase 3-like. Lineage: Eukaryota; Metazoa; Chordata; Lepidosauria; Squamata; Sphaerodactylidae. The transcript is spliced from 6 exons. Gene Ontology annotation, molecular function: glycosyltransferase activity. The record is from RefSeq and is a predicted model, not a curated record. Gene Ontology annotation, biological process: carbohydrate metabolic process. The coding region runs from base 58 to 1119 and encodes 353 amino acids.
GUUGCCUCUGUUCUUCCCACCUACACCAUGGAUAGAUGAUCUUGGCCCCGCCCCACCAUGCUGCAGACGCGUGGCCGCUACUUACUCCUCUUCUUGGGGGUGCAGCUGGUGGUGAUGGCCCUUCUGUACCACGAGGGCUACCGCAAGCGGGUGGCCUAUUUCCUGGGCAUCUUCUACAAGGGGGGCACAUCAACUGUGCUGGCCAGCCUGCACAACGCAUCACUGCCGGGAGAUGUCUAUGCCAACCUCAGCCUGAUUGCCCGGCCCCCUUUGCCUCCAGAGGACCUCCCCUACUGCCCCGAGACAUCUCCUUUCCUCGGAGGCCCCAUUCGGGUGACCUUCCCCCGAGGGCUGUCGCUGGAAGAUAUAGUGCAGAAGAAUCCUUUCGUGAGCAAAGGCGGGCGCUACCGCCCCCCUGACUGUGACGCCACCCACAAAACCGCCGUCAUCAUCCCCCACCGCAACCGGGAGCAGCACCUCAAGUACCUGCUCUACUACCUACACCCCUUCCUGCAGCGCCAGCAGCUCAACUAUGGCAUCUACAUCAUACACCAGGCCGAGAACUAUACUUUCAAUCGGGCCAAGCUCUUGAACGUUGGCUUCAAAGAGGCUAUGAAGGACGAGGACUGGGACUGCAUGUUCUUCCAUGACGUGGACCUCAUCCCCGAGGACGACCGCAACUUGUACACCUGUGACCGCUUUCCCAAGCAUGUGGCUAUUGCCAUGGACAAGUUCGGCUACAAGCUUCCCUACAAGACCUACUUUGGGGGAGUUUCAGCACUCAGUCCAGAGCAAUACAUGAAGAUGAACGGCUUUCCCAACAACUACUGGGGCUGGGGUGGAGAAGAUGAUGACAUCGCAGUCCGGGUGGCGCUGAGUGGGAUGUUGAUUUCUCGUCCAUCUGUUCAGUAUGGCCGUUACCGAAUGAUCAAGCAUGGGCAUGACAAGGGCAACGAGCAGAAUCCUAAGAGAUUUAACUUGCUGGCCAAGACACGGAGAACGUGGAAGCAGGAUGGUAUGAACACACUAGAGUACCAGCUGCUGUCCAAGGAACUCCACCCCCUCUACACCAACAUCACUGUCUUCAUUGGCACUGAGAAGGGGAUGCGCCAUACGUGACGGGACUCGCCGUGGAGCGGCACAGGACA